AUGGCGCGCCACCUCCUCGCCCUGCACGCGAUCACCGCGGCCACGUCGAUGCCGGCGGCGGCGUGCGGGAAGCUCGGCGCGGCGGCGGCGGCGUUCCUGGCCGUGUGCGCGCUGGCGCUGGCGCUGUGCGCGUCGCACGCGGCGCCGGAGCGGCUGCGCCGAGCGUUGGCGAGCGUGAGCCGGCGGAGGACGGAGCCGGUGAUCAGCAUCCACCAGGUGCAGCCCGGCGUCGGCGAGGGCGAGGCGGGCGACGGGAUGCCGCCGCCGUGCGUCUGGCAGAGGAACAUCCUCAUGGGCGGGAAGUGCCAGCUCCCGGAAUUCUCCGGCGUGAUCAACUACGACGCCGCCGGGAACGUCGUUGUGCCCGGCCGCCCCCGCGCCAUGCCGGCGGCGCUCGGCUGGUGA
Messenger RNA from Oryza brachyantha (malo sina), 405 nucleotides. RefSeq lists its product as uncharacterized. The record is from RefSeq and is a predicted model, not a curated record. The transcript has a single exon. The coding region runs from base 1 to 405 and encodes 134 amino acids. Lineage: Eukaryota; Viridiplantae; Streptophyta; Magnoliopsida; Poales; Poaceae.